GGGUGGGGAGAAGGGCUGGUGUCUGAGCGUUGCUUUUGCCCACAGGUGCUGCCGCCGCCCCAGCCCGCCCCCGGCGCCGCCGCUGGCGGCCCAGCGGACGCGGCGCGGCGCUCCGGCACCAGGCCGCCCCCACUUGCCACUUUCCUCCCCCUUUCUCCCCACCCCUCCUCGCCCUUCCCCUCCCUUCCGUUCGUCCCCUCCAGACUCCUGCCUCGGUGUCUCUUCCCCGCUGCCUCGUCUCAUCGCAAAUCUCUUUCCAGAGGAGAGAAAUGGAGUGCGGUCUUACGAAUUGACAAUGUUACGUUGUUGAAAUGGUUCAGUUCCAAUUGUUCACCGCGAGACGGGAGGAUUCAGCGCACUGAACUUUGCACACAAGCUCAUAUAUUUCGAGUCAUUCCUAAUGACAAGCCAGCGAAUUAUGGUAUUAUAUCAGUGUUUCGACAUUGUUUAUUAUUCAACCUUCAAAAAGGUGCUCUG
Messenger RNA from Gryllus bimaculatus (two-spotted cricket), 477 nucleotides. NCBI's taxonomy places the organism in Eukaryota, Metazoa, Arthropoda, Insecta, Orthoptera, Gryllidae. The record is from the annotation of a GenBank genome assembly.